AUGUCAUACUUGCUCUCGACCUUCCUUCUGCCAAUCUGGAGAGCCAGAGCGAUUUGCCUUCCUCAUUCCUGCCUUCACCCAGUCCUAGCUAGGUCUCAGGGUGGAACAAAUGCGAUAGUCACCUACACUGAUUAUCGUCGAAGGCGAAGUGACCAAUACUUUGUAUUCUACAGCCAGGAAGCACCAACCAGCAUCGGCGGCAUAACCGAGGAUUCUGCUCGAAACGCUUUAUUUAAUAUGACGAUUGGAUAUCGACAAGACUCUCCUCUUGCUUCUCCAUAUGGUUAUACUGUGAAAUUGGCCAAUGAAUCCAGACGCACCUUCUCGAAAUACUUCCCUGUGGACAUUUACGGUCAAUGCAGUGGUGUUCCCUGCCAACACAAUGGUUUUUGUGAAAAGAUGCUGGAUGAAGACUAUCACUUCUAUUUAUCAUUCGAGAAUUCAAUUUGUAAAGAUUACAUUACGGAAAAGUUAUGGAAGCAUGGCUAUAUGCAUGAUGUAGUUCCGAUAGUGUUAAAGGUAUGA
This is a messenger RNA of Haemonchus placei, 525 nucleotides long. The record is from the annotation of a GenBank genome assembly. NCBI's taxonomy places the organism in Eukaryota, Metazoa, Nematoda, Chromadorea, Rhabditida, Trichostrongylidae.